GUUGUUAAAACGCAGUCGGGUCCAGUGAGAGGUCUCCUACUCAGCUUCUCGAGCCACUCCUUAAAUCCGGUUUACGCGUACUUGGGGAUACAGUAUGCGUCCCUAAACGGCCCGGAUUUGCGUUUUAUGCCGGCUACAACGCCGGCCGAAAAGUGGACUGAUGUAAGGAUUGCCAAUCAGUUUCGGCCAGUCUGUCCGCAUAAUAGUGACGACAGUGUUGAUGAUUUUUUAUUGCGUUAUCCGAUGCCGAAGUCUGAAUAUGAUGUGGUUAAAAGGGUGAGAGAAUAUAGCAAAGAGCAGACAGAAGAGUGCCUGAACCUCAACGUCUACGUGCCGGUGAAAGGU
This is a messenger RNA of Helobdella robusta, 345 nucleotides long. RefSeq lists its product as hypothetical. The record is from RefSeq and is a predicted model, not a curated record. The annotation marks the transcript as partial. Lineage: Eukaryota; Metazoa; Annelida; Clitellata; Rhynchobdellida; Glossiphoniidae. Gene Ontology annotation, molecular function: signaling receptor activity; neurexin family protein binding. Gene Ontology annotation, biological process: modulation of chemical synaptic transmission; neuron cell-cell adhesion; synaptic vesicle endocytosis. Gene Ontology annotation, cellular component: cell surface; synapse. The transcript has 2 exons.